AUGGGUUUAGCUGACAAAGUUACAUUCUCAAGCGAUAAACUGCGACUUGACGUAUCGAUUGUUCGAGGUUGGUUUGAAGCCCCAUUAAACGAAAUAGUUGCCCAUGUUAAACAUCUCCUUGUUGAAAGAAAAAUGAAGUAUGUGCAGAGAAUAUUACUCGUUGGUGGGUUUGGGGAAUGCCAGCUUGUUCACGAGGAAAUGAAAAGAAAUAUUCCGAACAAAACCAUUAUAAUACCCAAUGAGGCUGGUCUUGCUGUACUUAAAGGAGCGGUUCGGUUCGGACAUAUGCCUAAUGUUGUGUCUUCCAGAGUAAUGAAGUAUACAUAUGGCGUUUCAGUAGUGAGAAUCAAUGUUAAAGAAUCACUUCCUGAUUCUGAUAACGAGGACAAUUAUUCAUUAACAAACAAUUGUUCAGAGAGUGACGACUCUAGCGAUAUUUCAUUCAAUGAUCUCGAAGCCGUAUACAGCUCGGGGUCAGAUGAUGACUUCAACGAAUUUGAUUUUGGUAUGAGGUUCGGCAGAAGUCAGCGCUGUCGCGACGGCGGUAGCCAAGGUGAUAACCAGUCGACUGCGGAUAAAGAGUCAGAUGAAAAUGUUAUUCAUAACGUUUUUGACAAGUUUGUUGAAGUAGGAGAUGGACAUCCUGUUGGUCACGAAGUACGUAGAGUUUAUAUUCCAACGAAUCCUCGUAUGGCGGAGAUAUCCGUUUAUUGUACCAGCGAUCCCUAUCCACAGUUUGUUACUGACCCAGGUUGCGAACAGCUUGGCGUUCUGUCAAUAGAAUUCCCAGACGGAGAAACCUGUGAAGACAACAAAAAUGAGGUUACAUUGAUAUUUGGUGAUACGGAGCUUGUUGUUAAAGCGAAAAUCUUACGCACGGGGCUUGAAUUUUUCACAAAGAUUGACUGUCUUAAAUAA
Messenger RNA from Ruditapes philippinarum (Manila clam), 918 nucleotides. RefSeq names its product heat shock 70 kDa protein 12B-like. The transcript has a single exon. Lineage: Eukaryota; Metazoa; Mollusca; Bivalvia; Venerida; Veneridae. The record is from RefSeq and is a predicted model, not a curated record. The coding region runs from base 1 to 918 and encodes 305 amino acids.